GGGUAAGAAACUUUCAGAUACGUGAAAAUCUACCUAAAUUUAGUCGCAAACGAGAACAACAAAUUGCCGUAAUAAAACGAGGAUUAGCAAUUUGCAAUCAAGGGCCUAAGAAGAACAUCUGUACGUCUGAACAGCAAACAGGACAGUCCAAAGUUAGUUGGUCACAACUGCGCACACGGUACUUGCUCAAUUUUUAACUAUCAAGACAAAAUGGAUGAGGACGGCUUAGUGGAUCUGGAGUUGCUUAGUCAGGACAGUCCCUCGGAAGGGUCUGAGACCAAUGCGACAACAGAAGGAUUUGAGGUGCUAUCUACUGAGAGCAAUGAAAAUAACUACCAAAAAGUGAAAUCAAUAUUGGAUAAAGCCUCGAAAAUAAUCAAGUCGAAGGAUAAUCAAAUUGAUAAUCUUAUCACGGCCUUAAAUAAAAGCCCAGAUCUGAAAAAAAUCUUAGAAAACAGCCCCAGAGACCUGUCAGAUACAGAAAAAAUUACAUCUGAUCAACUUCAAGUGACAACUGCUCUCUUAGAUUCCGCGAUUUUGCUAGUAAAGAGCCUUGAAGCUCAAAAUCAUGAAUUUAAGGACCGAUUGGAGGAGCUAAGUAAUAUUAAGGAUGAACUCAAUCAAGCUAAGGUUCUUCUGGAAAUGUCCGAAGAAAAAGUGGAAAAUCUUGAAAUUGAAAAACAAGAAGCAGAGGAGCUAUUGGCAGCGAAAGACGAAGUCAUUAAAAAUUACGAGUCGAGAAUUAAAAGAUUUAAAAUUGAUCCCGAAGACCAAGAUAAAGUGGAGCACCCCACAAAAGAAGUAGUAAGGAUCGCUGGUUUUCCUCCCAAGGUGUUCGAGGUGGAAAAUAAUGUAGCUGGGCCUGGAUGGAAAAUUAUACGUCGUUUUACAAAUAAAACCGGAACACUUAAACUCGAAUUUGAUGUUUGUGAAGACUUUUUGGCUGAUUUGACCAAUGAGAAGCGACAUCAGCUUUACGUUUACUUGGUUGAUAAGGAUGAAAACACUUCAUAUGCUCUUUAUGAUAACUUUGCUCUUCAUCCAUGGUCUGAAAUUAUUCACAAUUGGUUAAUUAAAUCUAUGGAUCUUCUUGAAACCUCAAUGAAUCUAUAUGGUAACUUUGAAGGAAAAACACUGCAGAGUUUAGAUCAAAGUUUCAUUCAUGACUGCAAAUUAUACCAACUGAUGAUAAAGGAAAAACAAAAAUAAAUGUAAUUCCAAUAAUUUUUCUUCCAAAAGAGUCAAUAAAAAUGUUAAUUGAAC
This is a messenger RNA of Drosophila willistoni, 1263 nucleotides long. Its product is annotated as angiopoietin-2-like. The record is from RefSeq and is a predicted model, not a curated record. The transcript has 3 exons. Lineage: Eukaryota; Metazoa; Arthropoda; Insecta; Diptera; Drosophilidae. The coding region runs from base 211 to 1209 and encodes 332 amino acids.